AUUAGCCCUAUCCAAAACCCUAAUCUUCCCUUUGAUAAUAUGAACCUUGAAGACAAACUUGGAAUGGACUUGGUUCCUCAAUCCGACCAUCUUUGCUAUAUCCGCUGCAACUUCUGCAACACCGUUCUUGCGGUUGGGAUCCCAUGCAAAAGGUUGCAGGAAACAGUGACAGUGAAAUGCGGCCAUUGCGGUAACCUCUCCUUUCUCAGCACCAGGCCUCCACUGCAAGGUCAAUGCCUCGAUCCCCAAACCAGCCUAACUCUCCAGAGUUUCUCCGGGGAUUUCAGGAAAGGUACUCAGUUUUCACCGUCAUCUUCGUCAACGUCGAGCGAGCCAUCAUCCCUUAAAGCUCCAUUUGUUGUAAAACCCCCCGAGAAGAAACACAGGCUUCCAUCUGCUUACAAUCGGUUUAUGAAGGAGGAAAUACAGCGCAUUAAAGCAGCAAACCCUGAGAUACCACAUCGAGAGGCUUUCAGCGCAGCUGCUAAAAAUUGGGCUAGGUACAUCCCAAAUCCUCCAGCAGAAGCAUCUGUUUGUGGAAGCAGCAGCAAUGAACAAAGUGAUAAUGCGUGAAAAUUGCAUGCAAGAACAAAGCUGAUGAGAGACUGGUGGGUUUGGAGAUUUGAGUCAGACUGCUACCAAAAUAAUUAGGGCGUAUUUAACGUAACUUCGUCUUCUUUAAUUAUCAUAUAACUAAUGAAUAUUAGUGUGGUUUUACUGUUUUAGUUUU
Hibiscus syriacus is the source of this 730-nucleotide messenger RNA. Its product is annotated as protein CRABS CLAW-like. The transcript has 7 exons. Gene Ontology annotation, biological process: leaf development; style development; multicellular organism development. The record is from RefSeq and is a predicted model, not a curated record. Bases 40 to 573 code for a protein of 177 amino acids. Lineage: Eukaryota; Viridiplantae; Streptophyta; Magnoliopsida; Malvales; Malvaceae. Gene Ontology annotation, cellular component: nucleus.